CAGAAAAGCUGGGCCUCAAGCCUUCCAUCUCCAGACACUCUUCUCUCUCUCUCUCUCUCUCUCUCUCUCUCUCUCUCUCUCUCUCUCUCCCCCCAUCUCUCUGGCUCUCUGCAAUAGUAGUGGUAAAUAACUGACACACAUCACGUGAUCUCUCUCUCUUUCUCUCUCUCUCUAGUUCUCUUCAAUGCUGCUUUCAUUUCUCUAAAUCCACGCCCCUUUCUUUCUCUCUCUUUCUUCAUCACGGUUCCUCUCGUCUCUGUUUUCUUCCGUUUGUUCUCUUUCACCUCAGUAUUGAUUCUUUGCUUUAGCAGAUCUGCCUCUGCUCUGCAGAGGCGUGGCCUAAGGAAAUGGGUGUAAUUUCCAGGAAGUUAUUUCCUGCUUGUGAGAGCAUGUGCGUUUGCUGCCCUGCAUUGAGGUCCAGAUCUCGACAACCCGUCAAGCGGUAUAAAAAACUGCUUGCAGAGAUAUUCCCCAAGUCUGAUGGAGUUCCAAAUGAAAGAAAAAUUAUCAAGUUGUGUGAAUAUGCUGCUAAAAACCCAUUUCGGAUCCCAAAGAUUGCAAAAUAUCUUGAAGAAAGAUGCUACAAGGAACUUCGAAGUGAGCACAUCAAAUUCAUUAAUAUUGUCACAGAGACUUAUAACAAGUUGCUUUGUAUGUGUAAGGAGCAGAUCGCAUACUUUGCUAUUAGUUUGUUGAGUGUGGUCAGUGAAUUGUUGGACAAACCUAAGCAAGAUGCUUUGCUUAUACUUGGAUGCCAGACCUUAACAAGUUUCAUCUAUAGUCAGACAGAUGGAACUUACACACAUAACAUAGAAAAAUUUGUUCACCAAGUAUGCAAUCUGGCACGUGUGCAUGGGGAUGAACAUCAUACGAGCUGCUUGAGAGCUUCUAGCCUGCAGUGCCUUUCAGCAAUGGUGUGGUUUAUGGCGAAGUUCUUAUAUAUUUUCUCCGCUUUUGAUGAGAUUGUACAAGUCACCUUAGAUAACUAUGGACCAGAUAUGCAUGAUGAUGCAAGAGGGGAGACGCAUCAUAAUUGGGUUGAUGAAGUAGUAAGAUCUGAAGGCAGAGGUGCAGUUGGCAGUUGUGAUACUAGCUCUAGCUGUAUGAUCAUCAGACCACGUCCUGAAAGGAAAGAACCUUCUCUUUUGACUAGGGAAGAGAUUGAGACACCUAAAGUUUGGGCUCAAAUUUGUAUUCAAAGGAUGGUUGAACUGGCUAAAGAGAGUACAACAAUGCGUCAAGUAUUGGAUCCAAUGUUUGUUUACUUCGACUCUGGACGGCACUGGGUUCCUCUGCAGGGCUUGUCCAUAACUGUUUUGUCCGAUAUGUGUUACUUGUUGGAGAGUUCAGGGCAUCAGCAGUUGGUAUUAGCUGCUGUUAUACGUCAUCUGGACCACAAAAAUGUUGUGCAUGAUCCACAACUCAAAUCUUAUGUCAUACAAGUUGCUGCACUUUUAGCUAGGCAAAUUAGAUCAGAAGUAGAGCUGGCUGAAAUUGGAUUUGUCAGUGACCUGUGCAGGCAUUUGCGAAAAAGUCUUCAGGCCACAGUUGAAUCUGUUGGAGAGCAAGAGUCAAACUUGAAUGUCUUGCUUCAGAAAUCCAUUGAAGAUUGCUUGCUUGAAAUUGCUAAAGCGAUUAGGGAUGCACAACCACUUUUUGACAUGAUGGCCAUAACAUUGGAGAAUCUGCCAUCUUCUGGAGUUGUUGCCCAUGCAACUGUUGGAUCCUUGAUUGUUCUUGCUCAUAUGAUCUCAUUAUCAUCUGUAUCUUCUAGUUCACAGCAGGGUUUUCCAGAAGCACUUCUAGUCCAACUUUUGAAGGUAAUGCUGCAUCCAGACGUUGGAGUGCGAGUUGGAGCGCACCAGAUAUUUUCAAUGCUUCUCAUUCCAAGCUCUAAUCAUUCACGCCAUGGAGUUGUGUCUUUGCAUUCUGGUUAUAUUUGUGAACCAAGGAGAUGGCGUUCCAAUGCUGCAUCUACUUUUUCUUCAAUUUCGGAGUUGCUUGAAAAGCUUCGAAGAGAGAAGGAUGGUGCCAGAAUGGAAAAGCAUAAAAGUUACAGUCCUGAUGAUUACCGAGAAAGAGAUAUUACAGAAGAAGACUGGAAACAGGGGCGACCCCGAAAAAAUUCCCCCAAUUUUUAUAAAAUAAGUUCUAUUAUUGACAGAACCUCUGGGACAACAAGCUUGAUAGAGGUGGAGCCUUAUGUCAUGACACUUAGUGAGGAUCAAAUAGCACAAUUGCUCUCUGCUUUCUGGCUACAAGCCAAUCUUCCGGAUAACUUGCCCUCUAAUUUUGAAGCCAUGGCUCAUUCUUACAUGUUGACACUUAUUUCUUCACGACUGAAGAGCUCGAGUGAUGGCCUCAUGGUCCGCUUCUUUCAGCUUUCCCUAUCUCUCAGAAAUUUGUCCUUGGACCCUAACAAUGGCAUAGGGAUGUUACGUCCAGCAUGCCGGAGAUCUAUUCUCGUAUUAUCAACGGGCAUGUUGAUGUUUUCUGCUAAAAUAUAUCAAUUUACCGAAUUGGACAAUUUAGUCAAAUUGGUACUCCCAUAUGAUGUUGAUCCUUACCUUGGUAUUAGUGAUGACCUUCAAGUACAUGCAAAGCCUCAGGCGGAUGUAAGAGAUUAUGGAUCUGCCAGUGAUAAUCAGCUAGCCUCGUCAUUACUCCUUGAAAUGAAGAACAAAGCAUUUGAAUCUGACAAGGUCAUAAUGGACACCUUAAUACAGAAUAUAUCAAAUGCUACGGAGUUAGAGGUGGAUUACUUGGCGGGACAAUUGUCAGAACCAUUCACGCCUGAUGAUGCAUUUGUCUUCGGUCCUCGAUCAUUACUUGAUCUGGAUCACAACCCAAUGGUUUCCCAUUCGAAGGAAUCACUCUCCUUUGAUGAGGAUAUGCCAACAAGCUCAUUGAUUGAGGAUGACGCAACAAGUGAAGCAUCAGUUGCGGACAUGUCUCGCUUCAUUCCCAAAAUUCCCUCAUCCCCUUCUGUUUCCCACAUUAUUAGCAUUGGGAAGCUUUUGGAAUCGGCACUUGAGGUAGCUGGUCAAGUGGCAGGAACAUCCAUCUCUACAUCACCUCUCCCAUAUGACACCAUGGCUAAACAGUGCGAAGAUCUUGGCAAAGGCACAAGGAAGAAGCUCUCCAAUUGGUUAGCCCAGGAAACUCAGUACGCUAGAGGAGCUGACAAAUUUUUACCAGCAAUUCCUGCAAGCGGAUGUCCUGCCGUAGAGCAGGUAAUGUGUAAUAUGCAAGGAGCUGUUAAGCCAAUGGACCCAUGUCUGGCGAUGAGGUUGCCCCCUGCUAGUCCUUUUGACAACUUUCUCAAAGCAGCUGGAUGUUGAAAGAAGAUGAGCAACAUACAUGUGUUCUCUCAUCAAUGUUGUAAAGGGUUUGAGGUAGUAACUAGAAUUUGUAGGCCACUUAUUGUUUUGAACAUAACAGUGAUUUGAAAACCUCCCAUGCAACAGUUAAAUAUUUGAUUGACCCAGUGUAUGAAACAUGUUGAUCUUUCAGUUGA
This is a messenger RNA of Manihot esculenta (cassava), 3517 nucleotides long. Its product is annotated as protein SEMI-ROLLED LEAF 2. The transcript is spliced from 20 exons. The record is from RefSeq and is a predicted model, not a curated record. NCBI's taxonomy places the organism in Eukaryota, Viridiplantae, Streptophyta, Magnoliopsida, Malpighiales, Euphorbiaceae. Bases 348 to 3341 code for a protein of 997 amino acids.